Molecule: messenger RNA, 1287 nt
Organism: Rotaria socialis
Lineage: Eukaryota; Metazoa; Rotifera; Eurotatoria; Philodinida; Philodinidae
Source: the annotation of a GenBank genome assembly
AUGAAUUUCGGAAUGAAUAAUACAACAACAGCAGAUCUGAUUCAUGUUCACAUUCCUAGUUUACGUGUACUUAUUGCAUUUAUUUGUCUUGCUCUUUAUCUAUUCGGUUAUACUGGCUGCAUUUUGUCAAUUGUAACGUUUAGUUCAAAAAAACUUCGUCAACAUUCCACUGGUUUUUUGUUUUUUGUUAUGGCUUUUGUUGAUAUAUUUAACUUAGUUGCUAGUUUACAAUACUUUUUGGAUGCUAUCUAUCAAAUCAACGUUUAUAAUCUAUCAAUACAUUGGUGUCGAUUCUUUACGAUUGUCAAUUAUGAACUUUAUUUUGGAUUUUCUUGGGUAUUGGUCUUUAUUUCUGUUGACCGUUGGAUUAAAGUUGAAUGGCCAACAAAAAGUCAAACAUUAUGUACCAGAAAAAGAUUUAUUCAUUUAUGUUUAAUAGCGUUAUUUUCAAGUCUUGUACAGAAUGUAACAUAUACAUUGUUAUGUUUUAACGAAAAAUGUGCACAAAAAAAUAUUCUUUGUGAAAUAUUAAUUCAUGUUAUUUAUAUAUCUAUCUAUAUGGUUAUACCUAUUGUAAUUAUUCUUCUAUCCAUAAGCCGUACAUGUUUAAUAACAAUGCAUUUAAAAAAGCGUUUUCGUACAAAAACUCAACAACAAACUAAUGUGACUAGCAAUGCAAGACUUUUAAAAGUGGACACUGUUGUUCAUUGUAACAAUAACAAUUCGGACGAGAAUAUGAAUUCAGCAAUUGUAACAACACAUCUACCAAGUUCAUUUAUUAGUUCACCAUCAACAACUACCACUAACGCAGCAGCAACAACAACAACAGCAAUGACGAAUAAUACGAUUUGUAUUCAGAGAUUGGAUAGCCGAAAUCGUUCAACAAAUUUUUCAAAACUACGCCGACGACGCUCACGUUUAGACGCUCAAAUGAUUGUAUUGAUAUCAAUAAAUGUUGCACCAUUUAUUAUUGUUCAUAUAAUAACGGAAAUAGCAUAUUUAUUUGAAAAAUAUUCAGCUUUUGUAGCACAAUCAACAGUCGCAAAAUUAUUGAUUGUAGUAGUUUAUCUGUCAUGGUAUUUAAUAUCAGCAACCCGUUUCUAUACGAACUGUCUUCUAUCACGUAUUUAUCGUGAAGAAUUUCUAAAUCGUCUAAGAAUGUUACGACAUGGUUGUAAACCAAGAAUUAUUAUAGUCGGUCAAACACCACCAUAUCGAAAUUCGUCAAGAUUCUAUGUGGCAAGUGCGGCUAAUGGCGUUGAAAGUACAUUAUCACCGAUAAACUAA